Molecule: messenger RNA, 1162 nt
Organism: Aspergillus caelatus
Lineage: Eukaryota; Fungi; Ascomycota; Eurotiomycetes; Eurotiales; Aspergillaceae
Exons: 2
Coding region: 109-1107 (332 amino acids)
Source: RefSeq, a predicted model, not a curated record
AGGAUCCUGCCAGAGUUGGAUGGUUUUAUAAUUUGAUCGGCGUGCGCUGUCAGACCCUCCGUCCUUAUGUCUUGACCGAACCAAAAAACUUCAGCCAUAUCUUUCUACAUGAUGGCUUAUUUGCCCCUGCGGACCCUCGCUGGUCUCGUAGCUGUCAUCUACUUGUCCAUACCAGUGCUAUCGCUGGAAGUCCUGGACUCCUCAAAAUGCCGGGGAGAAUGUGGCGACAGGAAAAACACUCUCACGACUGACCUCGUCUGUCAGGAUUCCUCGUUUAACACCACUGCAAACGGGAUCACGAUGAAAAACUGUCUCCUUUGCGAAAGCACAGGCACGACAUACGUAAACGAACACGCAAGCGAUACCUGGGAUUUUCUCUUCAUUCAAAAAUACACCCUCCAAACCUGCCUCUACGACGGUGCAUCGGAAACCUCUAUCUCCGGCUGCGAAGACCACUGUCUGCCCCUACGGUCAAUCUACAAGGACCUCUGGUACAAAACCAAUCAUACAGAAGAGCUCUACUACUAUUGCAGCGAUGUGUUCACGCAAUACGCAGGUGACUGCGCCACCUGCCUUCGGUCCAAGUCUGGGUCCGUGAUUCUGGGCAAUUUCAUGGAUAAUAUGGAUUCCGCGUGUGAGACGAAACCGAAUGCGUCUGCGGGGGAGACAAUUACGCUGCGACGGCCACUUUUUGAUUUGUCGACUGCUACGUCUAACGAGACUACGACGAGUAGUUCAUCGGCGACGGCGACAGCGACAGGGAACAAUGGAGAUAAUAGGGAAGCCAGUUCGUCGGGGUUGUCAACGGGGGCUAAGGCGGGUAUUGGGGUUGGUGCAGGCGUAGGUGGGUUGAUGAUUCUGGGUGCUGCCGCUUGGUUACUGCUUGCAAGGCGGAAACGAGGGGCUGCACAGGGAGGUCCACAUCAGUAUGAGCCGCCAUUGGAGCAGGGGCCUGCGUCGGAGGUUUCAUACGGUGCCGGAAUGCCUGUUGAGCAGGUUGUUGUCAAGCAGCCCGGGGAGCUAGCGGCUGUGGAAACGGCCAAGGUUGAGUUGGACGGCGGGAAUGGAGGAGUCAGGAGAGGAGAUAAUGCGGUGGAGCUGCCAUGAUGAAUGUAUGGACGUGGUAUACAUAGUAUGGACUAUACCGUUUAAUGAUUAUUCG